Molecule: messenger RNA, 1229 nt
Organism: Lindgomyces ingoldianus
Lineage: Eukaryota; Fungi; Ascomycota; Dothideomycetes; Pleosporales; Lindgomycetaceae
Exons: 6
Coding region: 96-1229 (377 amino acids)
Source: RefSeq, a predicted model, not a curated record
GCCCGCCCAGGGCUGCAGUAAGCAUUAGUCCUUUCUUCUAAGCCCUAUGUAAAGAUUGCUUUCAUUACUACACGUAAAGUGGACUAAUAUCCAUCAUGUCGCCUACCGGACAUCGCGGAAAAGAAGCCAUCGAAGUCUCAGGCGUCUUCACUGCCCUUGCAUUCACCAUUGUCGGUCUUCGCUUGUACACGCGCUUCUUCAUCGUUCGGUGCGCCGGCAUAGAGGACUACUUCAUCACUCUAGCUAUGUUCUGUUCGACUGGACUGACCAUAUGUAUCGGCAUACAGGUUGAAUAUGGGAUGGGCCAACAUAUUUGGGAACUAUUAGCGAAUGAUAUGCGCAGCUCAUUGAAGGCGUUCUGGGCUAGCCUUAUUGUUUACUACCUCUCGCUUGGUCUCACAAAGACUUCGAUUCUCCUACAGUACCGCCGAGUCUUUCCGACGAGAAGCUUUCAGAUCGCUUGCUGGUCCAUUAUGACAGUAGUUAUUGCCUACACUGUCUGGGCGGUAUUCGGAAGCAUUUUUGCGUGCGUCCCAGUGCGCGCCUUCUGGACUAAGGAGCCGUCAAAAUGCAUCAACCAGUUCGUGAUGUGGUUUACCAAUGCCGGAAUCAACAUCUUGACCGACUUCGCCAUUAUUAUACUGCCCAUGCCAGUGAUUAGGAAUCUCAACCUUGCGCGACGCCAGAAGCAAGCUCUGGUCGCUGUAUUCGCCCUUGGUGGAUUUGUCUGCGUCGUAUCCAUCCUGCGCCUUCAAUCUCUCGUAGCAAUCUCAAAUUCUAGUGACCCAACCUUCGACAACCCGCCGGCAGCUUCUUGGAGCUCGGUCGAAACGAACGUUGGCAUCAUUUGCUCUUGCUUACCAUGCCUGCGGCCUCUAAUGGCACGUUACUUUCCCGGUAUUUUUUCUUCCAAGUUCAAAUCUGGACCUAAUAGUUCUCGAAUGUUUGGUCGCAGCUUAUACGGCCGUCAAUCAGCUGGUCCUAGUACAGUACUUGGUGGGAUUGAGCUAAAAGGGUCAAAAGACUCGCGACCCUCGAGCGAUGUCGGUAACCACGACAAUCGCGACGACAGGAUACAAGUCGUAACGGAGUUUCAUGUGAGAGUUGAAGACAAGAACGAUCGUUAUAGCAACAGUGGCGAGAAGGGAAUUCGAACUGAUCGAGGAAGUAGUACAGAGAUCUCCAACGUCUCGCGUUCCAACCACAGAUUGCGAGUAAUACCGAGUUAA